Colletotrichum destructivum is the source of this 3024-nucleotide messenger RNA. RefSeq names its product Putative serine hydrolase FSH, alpha/Beta hydrolase. Gene Ontology annotation, cellular component: cytoplasm; nucleus. Lineage: Eukaryota; Fungi; Ascomycota; Sordariomycetes; Glomerellales; Glomerellaceae. The record is from RefSeq and is a predicted model, not a curated record. Gene Ontology annotation, biological process: secondary metabolite biosynthetic process. Bases 1902 to 2744 code for a protein of 280 amino acids. Gene Ontology annotation, molecular function: hydrolase activity. The transcript has a single exon.
CUCUUCCCCAUCAACCUUUAGCAUAGCAUCACAUCCAUCUUCAGAGUCCAGACUCCACUCCAGAUCACCGUUCUCUCUCGACCUUACCAACCUUAUUCUGCCUGGGUUUCACACCUACUUACUCGACAACCUGUCGUCAUCUUUUACGUUUGGGUUGACAGCUAUUGUGCUUCUGGAUUAUUCGGCGGCCAAACCUACUGACUCAUCCAGCAGCGACGUCAAGACAGGUCGACGGUGGACCGCAAUGGCGAUGCGGCAGUGGAGUGACUAAAAACACCAGCAGCAAAGAAGCAACAUGUGGCGUGUCCGGACCCUAAACGGACUUUGUAUGUGCCCGGCGGGAAUCAUUGAAGACCACCAUUUCAUUUCGGCACUCGGUGAUGCUGCGCCGAACGGAAAUCCCGACUUCGGUUCCGUUUUCGGCCUUCUGCGACAGCCUACAACUCACAGCCGAUGAUGCAAGCAACUGUUGCGAGAAGUCGAGGCGCUCCGAACGCGGGCUGUUGUGUGUGAGAGACUGCGGCGGGAUGGCGAGACGAGGCCUUCGGGGUUAUUAAUACUCCUUUUCUCUACUUUCCUCUUCCCAUCAUGUCAAGUCGCCGUCGCCGGGGCUUUAAGACAGACGGCGAGAAACAAGCGUCGGGCCUCGACCAGGCGUCGUCGCCAAGGGACGUGAGAAAGACCCCCCCCCCCCCGCCCGGACCUCUCCCAAAAAGUGUCCGAUGACCUCGUGCAGCGAACAAGAGAAGAAGAAGAACAGAAGAAAACGCCCGCCGGAUGAUUCAAGCAUACCUGACAUUUCCUCUAUGCCCUGGAGUGCGACUCACCUGUACACAUAGUUUGGUUUGUUUCCUCUUCCGACUACGAUUCAGUAGCACCGAAUAAGCUUUACGCAUGUUUCGUCUCAUUUCUCUCCCCGGUCUUCUCACCGUACCCGUACCGGUGUCUGAUGUUCGGCGUCGCAACCGCUUGACCAUCCCACUGGGACCAACAGCCUUCGUGCUUGCUUUUGCUUCAGGGACAACGCUUCAACAGUUCGUCUGUCUCCUUCGCAAAGUUGGCUCUCAUAAAGUUAUUCGAAACCAAGUGCACAACGUCAAGACGUUUCAACCCGCCAGAGGGAAUCGUUGCACAACGGAGGACCCCACGGCCUGUCUGUCACAAUUACCCUUUCUCUCUCUCUCUCUCUCGUCGUUUGGCCCCCUCAUCUCGCCCCGGCGCAUCGCUUGGGAUCAUUUGACUCGCGCCGCAACGAGGCCUGACUAUUGACCGAUAUGGUCAAGCUCCUUCCCGGUCGUCAAGCUCGUUCCACGUUUCAUUCGGUUGUUUUUGGGAGGUCAGCAAAGCGAAACAACGGUGACAAGAGCCGGCGCCAGUCCCCGCCUCAGUCCUAACCCCAGUCCCAGUCCCUGUUCGGAGCUCCGGCCGGUGAAGCGACGGACAAAGGGCGAAUCCGCCGCCCCACCUUUUGCGCUCUGAUUGCUGCCCUUGCGCAAAGCUGCCAAAGCAUAGGUCGGCAUUCGAGGUUCGAGGACCACACACAGAGACAGACAGAGAGAGGGUGCUGUGGACGAGCGAGCGCAAGGUAGAGCAGGCUGACUGAAGGACGCCCUUCCUUUUCGAUUCGAGUGAAGAAGUCUCCGGUCCUCCGCCCUUCUUCUAUCCCCUUCUCGCGUCCUCCUCGCUCUUUGGUUCCCAUCUCUCUUAUUCUCCCCAGUACCCGAUCUUCGACUCUUCGGUCCCGAAAAGUCUGUCUUCUCCUUGCACCAACAUUAUCUACAACACGCACAUACACACCUCGCUCUUAUCGCCAUUAUACAGCACCCGAGAGAGACCGAGACACACGCAGAAGUAGACUCGACUCUGCUUUAGCAUCAGUCCCCUCAGUUCAAACACACAACAUGCCAAGUGCAACGUCGCUCCCGCCGGGCACCGACCCCACGCUUCACUUACCGCGCAUCCUCUGCCUCCACGGGGGCGGCGUCAACGCUUCCGUCUUCAAGGUGCAGUGCCGCGCCCUCAUCACCCGCCUCAAGAACCACUUCCGCCUCGUGUUCGUCGACGGGCCCUUCAUCUGCGCCCCCCACCACGACAUCGUCUCCGUCUACGGCGAUUACGGGCCCUUCCGCCGCUGGCUGCGCUGGCUCCCUGAGCACCAGGCCGUCGACGCCGAGACCGCCGCCGCCGAGAUCCACUUCCAGCUACGCAUGGCCAUGGACGACGACGACGCCCUCGGCGCCACGGGCGAAUGGGUUGGCCUGCUGGGCUUCAGCCAAGGGGCAAAGAUCAGCGCGAGCCUCAUGUACACCCAGCAGAUGCUCAAGCAGAAAUACGGCAAGCGCAUCGCCUCGGCCGGCGGUUCCGCUGACUGGAAGUUUGGUGUUCUGCUCGCCGGCCGCGCGCCACUGAUCGUGCUGGAUGACCGCCUCGAGGCCCCGCAGGGCGUCGGCGACGCCUCCGAGGCCAGCGUCGAGUUCCACGACUGGCCUAACGGCUCGUCCACCGCCCACAUGCUGAAGCUGCCGACCAUCCACGUCCACGGCCUCAAGGACGCCGGCCUGGACCACCAUCGCCGGCUGCUGAAGCAGUACUGCCAGCCGGGCACGACGCGGCUCGUUGAGUGGGACGGCGCACAUCGGGUCCCCAUCAAGACGUGGGAUGUCGAGGCCGUGGCGUCGCAGAUUCUAGACUUGGGGCAUGAGCUUGGUAUUCUAAGUGAGAGGGACACCGGGGAGAUUGCAUAGCCUUGAAGAAGAGAGAUGAGACACCCAACGAUGCAUUGCACAUAUUGGCGGUUUUGUUGUUAGUACCCAUUUAUUUCCAGAGUACCCAUUUGCGCUUUUUCCUCUUUUGUUACCUUCUUCGUUGGACAUCAUGAUGAAGCACACAUAGACUUUCAAUACCAAAUAUGAAAUCAUCAAGUCUUCACAGAACCCACCCACUGUCCACAGAACCUCUCACUUCGAGGUGUACAAACAAACCUCUCGUACCUCAUCAACGUUCUCGAUCCCAGAUUUGCAUAAC